This is a messenger RNA of Paramecium primaurelia, 1775 nucleotides long. NCBI's taxonomy places the organism in Eukaryota, Ciliophora, Oligohymenophorea, Peniculida, Parameciidae. The record is from the annotation of a GenBank genome assembly.
AUGGAUAAGACUCUUCAAAGAAUAAUAAGAUAAACUCAAAAACAUGUUGACUCUAAAUCUAAUUGUUAUUUUGAUCAAUAUUCCUUUAAUUACACCAGAGAUCUUCUUGGUGAAGGAUCAUUUGGUAGGUUAUAAUAUCUAAGACCAUUAGUGUGUAUCGAGGAAUCCAAGGAAAUUCUUAUGUUGCUAUAAAGAUCCUUAAUCUCAAAUUAUAUGACAAUCCAAGUUAUAAAUAAGCACUUAAAAAUGAAAUUACUCUCAUGAUGGAACUUUAGAGUCCCAAUGUUGUAAGGAUAUUAGAUGUAAUCAAUUCAAAUUCAUAUAAUAGGCAUUAUGUGAUUAACAAGAUAAUGAACUCUUUUUAAUUAUUGAAUAUUGUGAAGGAGGUGAUCUUCGUCAUCUUUUGUCUCAUUAACCAAACUAAAGAUUUUAAGAAUAAGCUGCUGUUGCUAUAAUUUCUUAAACAAUUUAAGGAUUAUCAGAAUUACUACAGAAAAAUUAUAUGCAUCGUGACAUUAAAGUAAUAUUUUAACAUUAAAUCAGCCUGAUAAUAUUCUUCUUAAGUAAAAUACCUAUAAAGUUGCUGACUUUGGUCUUGCUGCUAAAAUUCCUCCAAAAUAAGUCUUAAGAGGUAUAUAUAACUAUUUUACAUACUUUAAGCCCAAGCGGGAACACCUUUGUAUAUGUCACCAUAAGUUUUAGAAUGUAAAGAAUACUCUAAUAAAUGUGACAUUUGGUCUUUGGGAUUAGUUUUAUAUGAACUUCUUUUUGGUAGAACUCCUUGGUUAUGCAGAAGUUUUGAUACUUAUUUAAUGGAGAUCUAAACUAAGCCUUUGUAAUUCCCUUAUGAAAUAGAGAUUUCAGCUAAUGUAAAAGAUUUCAUUAAGAGAUGUUUAAAAAUUGAAGAACACAAUAGGAUGAGUUGGACAGAAUUAUUAAAACAUCCUAUGUUAUAAUUUCAAGGAAAAUUGAAACGAUAAGCUACUUAAGAAAGAUUAAAUUUUACAAUUUUAGAAAGAGAAUAUUUACAUAAUAUCUAAUUAGUAUGUGCUCAACAUAAUAUGUAAGCAAAAGAUUUAAUGAAAUAAUGUGGGAAGACUCAUAUUAAUGAAUAAGAAUUUUAGAAUAUGCUACGUAAGAUUAUGAAUUAAGAUAAUGAUGAAAUUAGUAAAUAAUUAUUUGUUAAAUUUGAUUAAUCAAAAGAUGGAUUGAUAAGUGCUUAAGAAUUUGAAUAUCUAUUUAGUGAAUAUGAUUUUGCACCUAUUAAUACAAUUGCUGUUUAAAUUACUCAUGAAUUAUAGGCAAUUAUUAAAAUGUAUAAAAUUUCAUUGAAAUAAUUAUUUUAACAAUUAGAUUAAGAUAAAAAUGGAUAUCUUGAUCAAAAAGAAUUUGAAUUUCUUAUUAAAAAGAUAGCACCAAAACUAUCUUAAAAAAAUAUCUUAGAAAUAUUCAAAAAUUAUGAUUAAGAUAAUGAUGGCAAGAUUAGUUUAAAAGAAUUAUAAUUUGUUCUUUAAAGUAAGAAUUAUAAAAAAUUAAAAAUCAUUUUAAAUAGAAUACGUGAAACUUUAAUGAAAAAAUCAGUAUCCACUCAUACAUUGUUUACUUAAAUAGAUAAAGAAUAGAAGGGAUAUUUAAAUUUCAAAGAUUUUGAGUAUUUAAUUGGAAAAUUAGAUAAAUUAAAUAGAUCUGAUGUAUAAGAUUUAUUUAAUUUGUUUGAUGAAGAUGAGAAUGGUAAAAUAUCUUUAAAUGAAUUUAAUUCAUUGUUAAAUUUAUGA